Cygnus olor (mute swan) is the source of this 4374-nucleotide messenger RNA. RefSeq names its product zinc finger CCCH-type containing 11A (gene ZC3H11A). Gene Ontology annotation, molecular function: metal ion binding. The record is from RefSeq and is a predicted model, not a curated record. Bases 942 to 3242 code for a protein of 766 amino acids. NCBI's taxonomy places the organism in Eukaryota, Metazoa, Chordata, Aves, Anseriformes, Anatidae. The transcript has 16 exons.
AGCCACUACAUAAAAAAAUUGGUGCUAUCUAAAAAUUGGUUAAGGGUUUGGGACCUGCAGGUGCUGCCUACACGUGCGUGUGUUGCAGUCGUGCCUGUUGCCACUGCGCAAAAUGGAGAGAGCUUCUUUGUCGAAUGCAGCAUGUUAAAGCAUGCGCCAUUGCCUGGAAGAAAAGCACGGCCUUCCCUCGUGUGGGACUUCUUCCCUAUUGAUCUGUGGUUUACCUGAAGGGUUACCAUAACCUGCAUAUGUUUCAAAAAAAAAAAAAAGCAAAACAAAAACCAACACCAGCACUAAAGAGUGGCAAGGCAGAUGCUCAUCUGGGGACUCUGACUCAUGGGUGACAUCACCAAGCAAAGCACUGUGAGCGCUUCGGGUCGGGGCUGCUGCGGCGAGCCUCGCAGGCGGGAGGGAGAGCGGGUACGGUUCGCCUCUGGCGGGUCUGUGUCAGCCCUCUGCCCUGGUGGCUUCGUUAGCAGUGAGAGUUUGACUGCUGUGUUCCCAGCUUUGGCUUCUGCACCGAGCAUGUGGCAGAGCCCGCAAGCUGCUUGCUCAGCUGGAAGAGGAAGAGGAGUGACCUCAACUGUGCCGAGGGUUACUUUUAAAAAGAAGAUUUCACUGAUCACAAGCCAGUAGAAGACUUUCAGCCCAAGCAAGGGUGAAGACAGCUCUCUCCAAGAGCAGAGGAAGUCCCUGUGGAGAGAACCCGAGCUUGUUUUCAGAACUUGUCGGCAUGUCUAAACAAGGAGACGAUUGCUACUUCUAUUUCUAUUCUACCUGUACCAGGUAUGGCUGGGUUUAUUUUGCUUUGCUUUUCUUUUUUUUUUCCAUUUUUUUUCAGGAAGGGGUAGAGUAGGAGGAGGAGGCACACUGGUCUUUGGUUAACUUGAUAACCAGAUAGAUUCUGAAUUCAAUGGUAGCAACCUGAGGCAGUAGCAUGGAUGUUUUUGAGGCUGUACUAUAUUUCCUUGUUGGUUUCCUUUUGGUUACAGGGAGACAACUGUUCCUUCCGCCACUGCGAAGCUGCUCUGGGGAACGAGACGGUCUGCAAGCUGUGGCAGGAGGGUCGUUGUUUCAGGAAUGUCUGCCGAUUCAGACACAUGGAAAUUGAUAAAAAGCGCAGUGAGAUUCCGUGCUACUGGGAGAACCAGCCAGUAGGCUGUCAGAAAGCCAACUGUGCUUUUCAUCACACCAAGGGACGUUACAUCGAUGGAGUCUUCUUACCGCCAAGCAAGACUACGCUGCCAAGUCCGCCUGAGUCCGCGGACGAUGAUUUGAAAGUGGCUCAGAUGUCACUGCAGCAAAACAAACUUUCUGUCCAGUCCAAUCCCUCUCCACAGCUAAGGGGGGUGAUGAAAGUGGAAAACUCUGAAAAUGUCCCAAGCCCUACACACCCUCCAGUUGUAAUCAAUGCUGCAGAUGAUGAUGAAGAUGAUGACGACCAGCUUUCUGAGGAAGGAGAAGAAACUAAAACUCCCGUCCAGCAACCAGCUGAGGAAGGCCAAAAUGGAUUACGGAUGAUUUCCACUCGGAAAGCCAGUGCUACUACUGCUAAACAAGAGGACGGUCUGAAUUUUGGAAUAAAAACACUUGAAGAAAUCAAAUCUCAGAAAAUGAAGGAAAAAACUAAGAGACACGGUGAAGGUCCUUCAAGAUCUUCUCUUCCUCCCGUCGAUUCUAUGAUUCUUCCUGCUCCGGAAAAGGAAAAUGUCCGGACAGUGGUGAGAACUGUGACGCUGUCUACAGAGGAAGGGGAGGAACCUGUGAUUCGACUAGAUCUCGCUGAGAAACAGGGAAAACGGAAAGCCUCCGUGGCUGAUGUAAGCGCCCUUCCAGUGAAGCGCAGCCUUGCUGAAAGGCUGGGGAAGAAGGUGGAGGUUCCGGGAAAUGCUGACAAAGCCCCGAAGAGAGUUCAAGUUCCCAAGUCUGUGAAAGAGAGACUAGGAUUACCUUUUCAACAGACUAGUACUGCGAAAGGGAAGGCUGCUAAGCCAAAGGGAGAGAUCCAUGUGAAAACACUAGAGGAAAUCCGUAGUGAGAGAGCUCUUCAGAGACGAGAAACUCAAGCCAAAGCCCAGGCUGAAUGGCAUGGUAAAACCGAAGAUCCCAGCGCAGGGGCAAGACCCGCUCCUGCAGGUCGCAUCAAAACUUUCUCUGAAGCCUUGGCUGAAAAAAAGAAUAAUCGCUUGGUAGAAGAGAAGAAAAAAGCAGGAGAAUUCCAUACCAAGAUAAAAAUUCAGGGUGAGCCCAAGAAGCAGUGUGUGCUCACUCUGUCCGGGCCCAGCAAAGUGCAGUCGAAGGAGCCGGCAGGUAAAGUCAAGGCAGAAGGAGAAGUGCGUGUUAAAACCUUGGAAGAAAUAAAGCGCGAGAAAGCUCUGCGGAUGCAGCAGAGUGGAGGAAAUGUGCCAGCUCCCCCAGCACAAGCUGGACCUGCCCCAGCAGGGCAGAAAUCGUUACGGAACACAAAGCUAACAGCACCUGAAAAAGAAGAAAGGAAGACAGUGGAAUUGAACCGGCCUUUUCCUAAAAUUUACUCUGUAACUGAUGUACAGCCCACUCAGCAGAGUGCAACUCGUACUAAAUUUCAAGUGAAGAGCAUUGACGAGAGACUGUGGGAGAAGUGGCAACUGAGAGAACAACAAGAGAAGCUUCGGAAGGAGGCAGCUGCCGUCCCAUCUACUGCUGGCUUCUUUGCUACUGUACCACUAGGGAAAGAGGCAGCUCAAUUUCAGGAACAGGAAGCUAAAACCAACUUUAACAUGUUUGCGAAGCCUUGGGAUGGGAAAGUCGCUUCCCCCAAGAAGAAGGCACUGAAACGUAAGGCACCUGGGAGUUUUCCCUCUGCUGUAGCAGCCGUGAAACCCCGGACUGCCUUUGAUGCUGACACCAUGGGACCUCCAGCCAAAAAAGCAGCUAUGGCUGUUCCAGCCGUGCUGGAGCACGUCCCAGCCACCAGACUUGAAGAAAAUCCCCGAAACAGACCUGAAGCACAUCUUGGAAGCCAGGCAGAAUCUGCGGAGCCGAGGGAGUUCUCAAGCUCGACUUCAGCUUCUUCCCAGCUAGAAGAAGCAAGGACACGCCGGCUGAGUUCCACAGGCAACGCGCCCUUAUCUGUAGAUGAGGAUUUUGAGAUGCUCCUUUGGGAAAUCUCAGGCGGCAGACUGGAAGCCGAACUCGACUUGGACCCAGGGAAGGAUGAGGAUGACCUCCUCCUUGAACUUUCCAAGAUGAUUGACGAUUGAACUGCAGAGUCCUAUGGUAUAUUUAAAAAAAAAAAAAUUAAAACUCUUCUUCUUGUUGGAUGCCCCGAGGUGAUCCUUUUUCUAACUGAGGCUUUGCAAUGAGACUUAAAGCACAGUUUGAACUGGUAGAAAUUGGCAGGAGCUGCACUCAGUUGUCCUAAGUUUCCCUGCUGGUCAGAGUUAAGGUCUUGUGCAUCCGUUCUGUAACUAUAGGUGGCUACCUUGGAUAUCAAGAGGACAAAGCACUUGUUUCUUUCGGCACAGAAAGAUGUCCAUCGGCACGCUGUGGUGGCUGUGAAUUGACGUAGUGACGGAGCCGUGCUCUGAAGGCUUAAACGUAAAGCUUCUUCCUUCCUCCCCCCUUGGCACAACUCGAUGUUGGGCACAUUGUGAAGCUUCGGCGUUCUGAUUUCUCGGACAGUCGAUACCCAAAUCCCGGAGUUACUGCGUCAACUCUUGGCUUUUAUUUGUGUAUGCCAUCGUUUUGACUGUAAUCUUUUCAGGUGAUGAAGCUGUAGGGGCGGGAGGGAGCAGAAUAAUUAUUCUAGCGUUGUGGACCAAACAUGCUGCCAGGAGUGGGGGGGGGGGGUCAGCCCACCCAGCCUUACUUUCAAUGAUCAGGGAUGAUAAAAUGGGGUGAAAAGCAGCAGCUCUGCGAUACGGCUCCGCUACCCCCACUCCCUUCUCUUGUGCUGUACCAAAGUUCCCCCAAGCUUUGGUUGGUGCUUUUGGCUGGUGAGAGUAGGACUCCGGGGCGAGUAGUCGGGACUCUUCUGCGGUAACUGGGUCAAUUAAGGGUUGGUUUAAGUGCCUCGUGGUUUUUAAAAUUGCUCCCCUGAGCUGCUGGCUCUGCUGCCUGCUCCAGCAAAUGUUCGGGUGCCAUCAGCGUCGCACUUGGGCGUGGGCACUGACCCUGCGGAGGAUAGCUGAGACUCGGGUGUAUUGUGUACCCUGCCACCAGUGAUCGUUUUCCCCUAGCAGAUCUAUUUUGAAUGAUUUUCUGAAAUUUUAGAGGAACUUGAGGCUCUUCGUGCUAUGGUUUGUGAAGCUGUAGGGGCCCUCAGGCAUUUGCUGCUGGCAGAGGAAAACCGCUUGUCGAAUUUGUUGUAAAUACUUUCUGUUUGGACAACAA